AUGGAAUGCAAUUAUUCAGGAAAUUAUAAAAUUUCACAUUCAAAGAAACGUAAAUUAUUUGGAAGUGAAAAAAUUCGAGCAUUAACUACGAUGCUAAAUGAAAACGUUAAUCCUUCAGUGUUUAACCGUAUUGAAGCAAGUCGUUUAAUGUCUGAAGGUGAUAAAGCCCCUGCACAAAUUCCAAGCUUGAUAAGUCUUAGAACAGCAAAAAGCAGAGCAAUUUCCUUAACAAGGCUUCAUCAAGACCCAGUAAUUGCAAUAAAUAUUAUGAAAUACAAUUCAUCAUUUUGUUCUACUAUUCGUGAUAUUGGUUACGAUGGUUUUUUUGUUCAUUUUUGGAGCAACUUACAACUUCGAAUUUACAAAGAUUGUUACUCAAAAUGUAAAAUUCCUUCAAUAUCAUUUGACGCUACAGGAGGAUGUUGUAGAAAAAUAAAAAGACCGGACAACACUAUGAGUAGUAACCUAUUUCUGUAUGAAGGUGUUAUGGAAGUAGAUGGAAAAACAUUCACAGUUUGUUCAAUGAUUUCCGAAAAACAUGAUACAUUAAGUAUAUGUACUUGGUUAAAACGAUGGUUGAAGUGUGGUGUCAAAUCUCCUAAAAUGGCUAUAUCUGACCAAUCUUUGGCCCUUAUGUCUGCAAUUGUACAAUCCUUUACGCAGUACAAUUCCCUUGAAGAGUACUUAAGAAUAUGUUUCAAAUUAAUCAUGAAUACUCAAGUUAACGAAAAAGAUAUACCUUUAUGUUUUGUAAGAAAUGAUAUCAACCAUUUUGUAAAAUUAAUAUCACAAUGGACUCCACUUAAAAAAUCUAAGUUCCCUAGAACUAGACAAUUGUUUAUUCGUUCUAUGACACUAUUAAUAUAUUGUUCUUCAAUGGAAGAAGCAAAACAAAUUUUAGAAGCUAUUUUCAAAGUAGCACUAAGUAAAUAUGAUGGUCUUUGUUUAGGAGCAACAAAUAAUAAUAUUACAGAAGAAACUCCUUGCGCUAAAAGUAAAAAGUAUUUACAAUCACUUAUUUCAAACAAAUCAUCGUAUUUUCAAACUUUUGAUAAUUAUAUAGAAAAUACAAUAUCUAAUGAAGAAUCAAAUUCUGUAAAUGAAAGUAUAUGUGCAGAUAUCGAUAGCUCUUUUAUGAAUUGGGCUUCUAUAAUUGCAAAUCGUUCUAAAAUAGAUGUUGAACAACUGGAAGGAGAAUAUGACAACGCCCAGUAUGUACCAGAAAUUGUUCCGUUGGUACUUAAUGCGAUGAAAUUAUAUCCAUGUUGGUCGGGAAUUAUGACGAAGACUUUCAAAUAUGGAGAUGCCUCAGUUUCAAGUUGUCGGGUGGAAAGUAAUUUCAAUAAUAUUAAGAAUAGAGUUUUCAACGGAGACAACUUACCAAUGAGAGUUGACAAUUUUUUAGAAAAGUUAGUCUCUUAUUACAAUGGGGAUCAUUUGUUACUUCAAAGUUCAGAUUCAAUUGUUACAACAAACUCUAAUAUUGAUGAAAAUUUAGGAUCAAACCUUGAUACAAAUAACUAUAAUUCACAAACGGUUUCUUCAAAUAAAAGUAUAAUCAAUGAACACCAUUUGAAUGACCAAGAACUUGAAACAGAUUGUACAGAUGAAGGAUUUUAUAUUGGCGGCACUAUUAACAAUUCAAAUCAAAAGUUGUAUAACAAAAAUGUUGUACAAAUUGAAGAAGAUCAAGAUAUGGAAUGUACUGAAAAAAGAAAAACCUCAACUGGGACUAUAUUAAAUAAUGAAUUUAAUACCAACAUAUGUCUGCCAUGUAAAAAUAUUGAUGAAAAUUUAGGAUCAAACCUUGAUACAAAUAACUAUAAUUCACAAACGGUUUCUUCAAAUAAAAGUAUAAUCAAUGAACACCAUUUGAAUGACCAAGAACUUGAACCAGAUUGUACAGAUGAAGGAUUUUAUAUUGGCGGCACUAUUAACAAUUCAAAUCAAAAGUUGUAUAACAAAAAUGUUGUACAAAUUGAAGAAGAUCAAGAUAUGGAAUGUACUGAAAAAAGAAAAACCUCAACUGGGACUAUAUUAAAUAAUGAAUUUAAAACCAACAUAUGUCUGCCAUGUAAAAAUGGAGAUUUCCCAACAGGUAUACAUCGGUGUGCUUUUUGUAAUAGAUCUGUACACUUAUUUGGUUGUUCAGUUAAUCUUGUAGAUAGCGAAGAAGGCUACGGAGAAUCACGAAUAUGUUUGUUAUGUUUUAACCAGUCAGAAGAAAAUAACGCUGAAGAACAAUGGCAAAAAAAAAAUAUAUCUAAUCGGCCCCCCAUUAGAUCAGCUAACUCAUAUCUUACUUCCCAACCAGGAUUCGAUCAUUUAGAUUUAAGCCAAAAUGGCUCCAUAAAGGCAAUAAUAUUUUUGAAAAAUGGUAAUACUUUUCAAAAUAAACCUUGCACCUUACCAGGAAUUGGUAAAGUAAUUCUCAAUAAUAGUUGUUCACCAGAUUCGUUGAUGUCUAUUUUAGCCUGUGCUGCAGCAGACAGUAAGGUUUAUUAUGAUUAUUUAUCAAGCAUAUCAAAAAAAGAUAAAACUGCCAAAUUUAUUAUUAGCAUGCUAAAUACAAAAACAAGGAAAGUUAUGCACAAAGAACGAAUAAUAUUAUUAGCUCCUUAUUUUUUAUCUAAGGACAAACAUCUUAUUGGUGGUAUCAGUACAAUUGAUGCAAUGGAUACAUUAUCUUCUACAGCACAUAAAAUGUUAAAAAAUAUGCCAUCUUACAAGAAAAUAAAUCAAUGUACAAAUUUCACGUGUGAAGAUUUUUCCAGUGAACAGAGUUAUGAAGUCGUAAAAUUAACAGCGAUUGAUGGAAAAAUAAAUAUACAAAAAGAAGUAGAUAUUUUUUUUAAAAAUGAAACCACCAUAUGUUCCUACUGUGACUCUAAAAGAAACAUUACAGUAAAUGUUAAAAAAAAUGUUUUGAUUGAGCUGGUUUCUAUUCCUAAAGAACUUGAAGCAUCAACAAGUGCUCUUGAUAUUGAUAUUAUAAAUGACAUACAACAAAAUUAUGCUGGAGAAACAUUGUUGACAUUGGAUGAGAUACCAAAAACAUUAAAUGUGAAUGGCCAUACUUAUUAUAUCCGAGGAACGAUUGUCUUUAAUAGUGGCUUACGUACAGGACUCAGAGUUACAAGUGGUCACUAUAAGGCAUUUGCAUAUAGGAAAAAUAACUAUUGGGAAGUUUAUGAUGACCUAAAAGAUGGCAUCACUCAGCCAAAAGCAAUAAAAAAUAAUGUCGAGGUCAUAAUAUAUACAAUUUAA
Messenger RNA from Macrosiphum euphorbiae (potato aphid), 3267 nucleotides. The record is from the annotation of a GenBank genome assembly. NCBI's taxonomy places the organism in Eukaryota, Metazoa, Arthropoda, Insecta, Hemiptera, Aphididae.